AUUGCGCCCGUGUAACAAAGGCAGCAUUGUCAGUCGGUGUAGUUGGUAGCACGCUGUGAGCUUACACGGACAGUUCACUUGGUGCAGUCGAAUAUCGUCUGCUAGACUCGUCUGUGAUCCCAGGGAGACCGUCAUUAUUGUGGCCACACAUGCAGAUGCAACUAAUAGGUCCAUCUAAUAUAUCUAUGCACUGGCCUCAUAGCCGAUCUUCAGUGGCUUGACACGAUCAUAGAAACAAUUAAAGCAUCUGGUAUUAUCUUGGUAUUAUUACACCAAGCUCAAAGACAUGCCUGAAGUGUGGAAAAUCGAGAAAUAUGCCAGGUACCUGACAACUCCAAGUGUAGUGGGAAAAGGACACUGGCAGCAAUACGAUGACAACGACGGUGAUCUUGUAUUGACUCUCACAGAUUCCAGCCACCUCGUCCUGUGUCGGAGCUCAACUGUUAUGGAGAGCCACAGUUUGGUGACAGCCCGGGCCUGGAUGCGGGGAAUGACGAAGAGGGACAGCAUGUUGCUCAUGUAUAAAGUGGCAAAUGAAACCAGACGAUUUCGAAUGAAGUUUUAUGCAAGUGAUGGGAUAACAGCCGAAAAUCAAUGUGCUGCUUGUGCAGAGAGACUGUCCAAAUUCUUCCCUGUUAAGAUGGAUAGUCCAACAACCAAAAGUAUGGAUGUCACAAGCACAAACGAGAAACCGAAGGACGCUGUCAAUCCACAGGUGUCACAGGUUGAGCUCCUUCAAGGGGAGGUCACUCUCGGUAAAAUGGCUCAGGUGGUGUCAGGACAUCUGAGGGCGAGACUGCCUGUAGCAUACCAGCAUUGUGACUUCCCUCCAGAGGAGAUGAAGACCAUGAUCCGACUGUGUCUCACAGACCCUAGCUUUCCGGCAUUCGUACAGCAGGUCGACACACAAUUGCAGAAACUCAUCGCCGACGACAUCUCAAAUGUCACCUGAAUAUAAGAGCAGUUGUUGGUAAAACUUGUCAUUAAAUAAAUUACGAGUUUGGCUGA
Molecule: messenger RNA, 1008 nt
Organism: Haliotis rubra (blacklip abalone)
Lineage: Eukaryota; Metazoa; Mollusca; Gastropoda; Lepetellida; Haliotidae
Product: meiotic recombination protein REC114-like
Exons: 7
Coding region: 287-952 (221 amino acids)
Source: RefSeq, a predicted model, not a curated record